UGCGAUCAGAUUAAUAUAGUGAGACUGAAAAGCGAGUCUUGUCCGACUCUCACUGGGUUGUUGCAUGUGACAGCAGGUUUAGGGAUCGCAGUAAAUUUGAAUAAACUAAUUGUGUGUACAAACGGUCAGUGUCAGCGCAUGUGUUGUGCCACAUAGCAAACGCUGCAGUAAACCGUUGUCUCGGGCUUCAUAGUCCGGGUCGCCGGGUGGUUAAUCAGUUUAAGAGUUUAAAUUAGCCUGGCCGCCAGCUAACGGCUAGCUAACAUCUCAAUAGCAGCAAAUGAAGGAGCAGGCUUGAGCUUCGACGUUUAGCUGAACUGUUACACUUUCUGUCUGAAGAAAGAACGAAACAAUGGCAGAAUGAAUUCAGAAAGCUUUAUUUAUCACGUCACGGGCAAGUCCAUGACCGUGUCCUCUCUGCAGUCCAAACAUCAUGCUUCCCCAGGCGGGUAAAGAGUUUCUGGUCCGGAUACGGUUCUUCUGGAGGCCGUUUUUUCAGGGCCGGUACCUGCUGUUCACCAACACCCUGAGCUGUGGAGGCAUGCUGGCGCUGGGAGACUGCUUACAGCAGAGCCGGGAGAUCCACAAGGAUCCAGGCAGAGUCCGAGACUGGAAGAGGACAGGCUCCAUGUUUUUGGUGGGCUGCUCCAUGGGUCCAUUACUGCACUACUGGUACGGCUGGUUGGACAGAGUGUAUGUCGGAAAAGCGAUGAACACUGUGGCCAAGAAGGUUCUGGUGGACCAGCUGCUCGCCUCACCGACAAUCGGGAUGUGGUAUUUUUUAGGUAUGGGUCUCACAGAGGGACACACUUUAUCUGAAGGAUGGGAGGAGUUUAAAGACAAGUUCUGGGAGUUUUAUAAGGCAGACUGGUGUGUUUGGCCUGCCGCUCAGAUGAUCAACUUCUACUUCCUGUCCCCUAAAUACCGCGUUGUGUACAUCAACUUCAUCACCUUAGGGUGGGAUACCUACCUGUCCUACCUCAAACACAGAGAUAACAGCCACCCUGCUUCAGUGAUAUCAGACAGCAGUGCUGUAGAUGGUCAGCAGGAAGCACUCCCACCAUCCAAACCUCUGGAGGAAAAAGCUUAGACACGGACUGUAAAGGCGUUAAUGGGAGGCAUAAGAACAUUUUGCCGUUCUUACGUGUUCUGUGAGAUGCUGUGAGAUUUCAGUAACAGCUUGUGUUAUUUGGAAGGCCUUUUUCCUCCGACAAACCACUCCUUCCUCAAGUCUAAAGUGACCAUGUGUGUCUGAACUCUGAGGAAAGUGCUGGAACGCUGUGCCCUUCAUGUCUGUAGAUUUUUAAUGCGUCUCUGUCCAGUUUGUCAUCCAGGGAUGAAAAGCUGUUUCACUGCCUGUCGUCCUCAUACCUCCGAUGGUUGUGGGUUUUCUGUUUAUCACAGCUCGGGCUUGAGCAGAACUGCUGGCAUUAAGCCACCUAACAGACAUUUCCAAUACUUCUGACAUCAAGUAUGCAACAACAGAACAAGAAUCGUCCUCGUGCUGUUGAUGCGCCCCUUUAAUUUCAGUGCUGUUUUAUGUGUCUGCUUUGACAUGAACGGCUCAUUAGUGUUAAACAGCUUUGCUAAAUAGCUGCUGUUUUUAAAUGUCUAUUAUAUUGACUUAUAAUAUAUUGUAUAUUAUAUUUGCCUUAUUAUGUAAACAUGCCAAAUGAUCUCGUCGUCAGUUUGUUCCUUUAACGUACUUAAAAGAAUAAUUGCAUAAUUGUAGUUAUUAUUAAAGGACGAGACUACUGUUUUUGUGUUUUAGAGGUUUUUAUGUCAGCCUCCCAAAAGACUUUGUUUAAGUGUUCAAAUCUGAACGAUAUCCAUCCAAAUAGCCAUGUUUAAGUGUCAGAAUGCUAUUUUUCUAAGCCCUUUUUAAAACUCAUUUCCCAAGAGUCCACUUUGGGAUUAUUUUUGCGCUUUGUAACGUAACCCCCCCGAAACAAGCAGAAGAUAAGCUUUUAUUUCUCUGAUUCACUGCUUUGUUCGUGCUAACGCUGCUCCCUCUCUCAGUUCACUCUGUCGCUCUUCAUCCAUCUCUUCGUCUCCCUCGUUGAGCUGGGGAAUAACUUUGCAUAUUUUUCAUAUUUCUACAAAUCGCAACCGUCAAAACCACGAAGAUUUAAUUAUAAAAUCAUCUCUCCAUGAUCACAGUGUUAGCAAACUUGUUUUUUGCUAAGGGCUGAAUGGGAGUUUGCAUUUUAACAAUCUGAAAAAAAACAUUGGAGUCGCCCUUUAAAUAUAAGAUCAUAUGUAUUUUUAAUCACAUGAAACUGAAUGCUUGACUGUACUUGAUUCCUGAUAGAAUUAAGAUGUGAAAUUUGUUUAUUUUUGAACCAAGCAGUUUGACUUUAUGUACUGUGCUGUUUAUCUGCAGCAACUAAUUUAUUCAGAAUUGAGUACGUUUACUUUUGGCAUGUCAGGUGAUGAAUCAGUUCAUGUGAUUUGAUUUGUUUCUUUUGUUAUUGUUGGAUUAAAAAAAAGAAAAUGAAAUGACAUGAAAUCAUUAAAUUUAACUUAAAUUGUU
Scatophagus argus is the source of this 2533-nucleotide messenger RNA. It is a transcript of the gene mpv17l2, whose product is annotated as MPV17 mitochondrial inner membrane protein like 2. NCBI's taxonomy places the organism in Eukaryota, Metazoa, Chordata, Actinopteri, Scatophagidae. Gene Ontology annotation, biological process: mitochondrial ribosome assembly. The transcript is spliced from 6 exons. The coding region runs from base 434 to 1090 and encodes 218 amino acids. The record is from RefSeq and is a predicted model, not a curated record. Gene Ontology annotation, cellular component: cytoplasm; membrane.